AUGGAUAACAUCUGCCAGGGAUGUCAGGCUAUCCACUUCAGUGAUGAAAAAACAAAAGCGGGCCAAACGGCUUACCAAAUGUGUUGCGCCGCCAACAGAGUGAAACUACAAACCUUCCAUUCUUUUCCGCAAGCCUUGAUCGAUCUCUACACAGAUCAGAGCUCCACAUCGCACAGCUUCAGGCAAAACAUAAGGAAUUAUAAUAGUGGUUUGGCUAUGGCUUCAAUGGUGGCGAAAAUUGAACCCCCUCGAGGGAGCGGCCCCUAUUGUUUCCGUGUACACGGACAAGUGUACCACACUAUCGGGGGACUUCGUCCGCAGGAAGGCCAGGUGCCUCACUGCGCACAAGUCCUCAUAAUGGACACCGAGGAGGCUGCGAGAGAAUUGACUGCCCGCCCCGUCAACCGCAGCUGCCAGCAGUCUAUAUUCCACACUCUCCACAAUAUCCUGAACGAGAACAAUCCAUAUGUGAAGUCUUUCAAACUCAUGGCUCAGGUAGCUGAUGAUGAAGGUCAACGAGCGCGAAACGACGGCCGUCUCCCGAGACCGGUGAGGAUGGUUUUCGACCAAGAUUCUGCGGACGACCAGCGUCGGUACAACGCUGCGACCGCUAAUGAAGUUGCGAUCGUAUACGUGGGGGACGACGACAACAUUCCUGGAGAGCGGCUCUUAGUGGUGCACGAGAACAGUGGAACACUGAAAACUCUAAGCUAUCUGCAUCAGCUUUGUGAUCCACUAACUUAUCCGCUUUUGUUUCCGAAUGGCGGGGAGGGUUGGCACCCGAAAUUGGAACGUCUGAACCCAACAUCAGACCGUCGAACUAGAAUUACUCAAAAAGAGUAUUACUCAUUUUUGCUCUUCGCUCGAGACCACCAAUUCAAUCCUCUCCACCACGCUGGCAAACUAAGCCAACAGUUCAUCGUAGACAGUUGGCUGAAGAUUGAGAUGAACAGACUUAACUUCAUUCGCCGCAAUCAACAACUACUAAGACUCGACACUGUUCGUGGACUUCAAGAUCACAUGUUGAGCGACAAUGAUGCGGGACCACCGGGUCGGCAAGUCAUCCUUGCAACCACUUUCUCUGGAGGUCCCAGAUAUAUGAUAGCUCAAUAUCAAGACGCAAUGAGCAUUGUAUCGAAGUAGGGAAAACCAGACUUAUUCAUCACCUUCACCUGCAAUCCCUCUUGGCCAGAGAUAACUACUCAUCUCGAAACAGGCCAGACUGCAUCCGACCGACCAGACUUGGUAGCGCGCAUAUUUCAUUUGAAGGUCAAAGCAUUCUGCAAUGAAGUCCUCAAGAAGCAAGUGCUCGGGGAGGUGGCCGCCUACAUCCACGUCAUCGAAUUUCAGAAGCGAGGUCUACCUCAUAUGCACAUGCUUCUCACUCUGAAGGCCGAAUCGAAGAUAACCACAGCUGCCGAUGUCGACUGUAUCAUCAGCGCCGAGCUACCCGAUCCCGUAACGGAGUCUUCUCUCCACAUGAUCGUCUCCAAAUCAAUGAUACAUCGUCCCUGCGGAGUUUACGACCCCAACUCUCCAUGCAUGAAACAGGGUCACUGUUCAAAACGCUACCCAAAAUCUUUUCGGAGCGAAACUUCACUCUCUGGAGACGGUUACCCCGAGUAUCGUCGUCGUGAAGAUGGGCGAACCAUAACUUGCCGGGGUCUUGAUGUUGACAAUCGGUCGGUGGUUCCUUAUUGUCCCUAUCUGACUUUGCUUUUUAACGCUCAUAUCAACGUUGAGGUCUGCGCUCUCAUCCACGCUGUAAAAUAUUUGUAUAAAUAUGUUUACAAGGGAGCCGAUAGGGCCAGACUCCGGAUUCAUCAAGAGCCUGACUCCCCCGACCCACAAGAUCGUGACGAGAUCAACUCUUAUUGGGACACUCGAUACGUAUGCGCCCCAGAAGCAGCAUACAGGAUUUUUGGCUUCAACAUGACCGAUCGCAGUGACACCGUGAUUCGACUCCAAGUCCAUCUCCCUGGCUUUGAAACCGUUUGCUUCCAAGAAGGCUCCGAAGACAGUGCACUGCAAGCCGCCGAGCAUCGUUUCUCAACGCUCACUGCUUUCUUUGAUAUGAAUCAAAGGUGCUGCGAUGUUGAACUCCGUUCGGGUUCAUUUCCUGAAGACAUGACAGAUUCCAGGAAACUCCGCUACCAUGAAAUGCCGGAAAAAUACACAUUCAAGAAGCGAUGGCAUGAGCGACAACGCGGCGGCAAUAGAAGCAUAGGACGCAUGUACUUUGUGAGUCCCCAUGAUCACGAGCGCUAUGCCUUACGCCUUUUACUACUUCACGGCAAAGGUUUCACAUCCUUCGAAGACGUUCGCACGGUCGACUCAAACACAUACCCCAAUUUCGUUGAGGCCGCUAGGGCCGCAGGAUUCCUAAAGGAUGACGGAUAUUUCCGCGACGCCUUACUUGAAGCAUCAGUCUUACGUAUGCCGAGCCAAUUCCGAAGCUUCUUCGUCGCUCUGAUUGUGUUCGGUGAUCUGAAACCUCCCGUCCCCGAGCAUCUGUGGCUCGAGUUCAAGCUAGAUUUCAUGGAGGAUUUCAUGCACGCUGGAUAUCCCGACGCAAUAUCGCUACCGAAAUCGACUGUGACCAACAUCGCUCCAUGGGAUUUGCUCAUGUACGCGCAACUAAAUCUCGAACAGAAGCAUAUAGUUGACGAAGUUCUACGUGCUCCGGACCAACCCCAGGAUCACUCUUACUAUUUCAUUGAUGGUCCCGGUGGCAGUGGGAAAACGUUCGUGUAUACGACCAUAUUCCACCUUGCCGUUUCUAGAGGUCUGAGAGUUAUCAACGUUGCUUGGACGGGCAUCGCCGCAAACUUGCUCCCAGACGGUCGCACGGUCACUUCGACUUUCCGUUUGAUUGUUCAAGACAACAGUCGCAGUUCAUCCAUGAAGAAUCAGUCCAAAGAAGCUGCCAAAUUACGAGCAACUGAUAUCAUCAUAUGGGACGAGGCUCCCAUGGCGCCGAAAACUGCUUUGGAAACUGUUGACCGACUUCUACGAGAUAUAAUGCAGAACGACGCACCUUUUGGAGGGAAAAUCAUGCUCCUCGGCGGCGAUUUCAGACAAAUCCUCCCAGUCGUGGAGAAAG
Galendromus occidentalis (western predatory mite) is the source of this 3103-nucleotide messenger RNA. RefSeq lists its product as uncharacterized. The record is from RefSeq and is a predicted model, not a curated record. Gene Ontology annotation, molecular function: DNA helicase activity. The annotation marks the transcript as partial. Gene Ontology annotation, biological process: telomere maintenance; DNA repair. Lineage: Eukaryota; Metazoa; Arthropoda; Arachnida; Mesostigmata; Phytoseiidae. The transcript is spliced from 2 exons.